UCUAUUCUGUAUUAUGCAUUUGUAUUGAUUUUGUGCAAGAAGAAAAUGCCGAAGAAAAAAGGAAAGAAGGGAAAGAAAGGGAAAGGAAAAGGGAAAAAAGAUGGAAAACAGGAGUCCAAAGCUGAUAAAGAAUCUGACAUAGAGAAGGCGAAGGCCAACGCUGCCCUUUGGGAAGCUCGGCUAGAUGUGACCGAACGCUCGCGCGUUGAGUACCGCGAGGCAGCCCGCAAGCUCGCGCGAGCCAACGAGGAACUGACCAAUCAGCAGUACCGUGCCGAGAAGGACACCCUGGACAUCAUUGGAUUCAUGAAGAGGACGGAUAUCGAAAAAGAGGAAAAGAUUUCUCAAUUGGAAAACCAAUUAAGAGAGCAAAAAAAUAAAGCCAGAGAAGACAGUGAACAGUUGGUUGCCGAAUAUACACAGAGAAUAAAUGAGCUGGAAGAGAAGUUCAACAAGAGAUCUGAUGAGUUCCGGAUGAUCCAGGGAGAACUCAAGAUGAUCAAGGAGUUCCGGAAGAAGAAGGCCCACAUGGAACAGGAGCUGAGAGACAUCAAAGAGAGCAUGCAUCUCGCAGAUAAGGCUCACAAAGAAAGCCUGUCAAGAAUGGAGCACAAAUUCUUUAGUGAGAAGCUUCGCCUGGAGAAGGAAGCAGAGCAGAGGAUCGCUCAACUGGCAGAGAGAGCCCACAGUGAGGCCAUUGUACAGCUGGAUGAUGCAUCGCGCUCGGUCUUCAAGGAGAACAUUCGGCUCAACGAGGCGCUCAGCUACCACAUGAAGGAGACGGAGGAGAUGAGGAAACUGACGGCGACAUUUGCAGAGGAGAACGAGUCCCUCCUGCAGCACAAGGAGACAAUUGAGUUGAUGCUCAAGGAGAACGUCUCGCAGCUGAAAGAGCAGAGGGAGGAGAUUGCAGAGCUGAAGGGGAAGGUGUUUUCCCUGGAGCAGGCCCUGGGCCUCAUGGCCGGGGAGUUCGAGAGGGAGAGCCAGGAGACGCAACAACGGGCGCUGGUCAGCGCCGAGUCGGGGCGGGUGGAGAUAGCCAAGCUGCAGAGGACCCUGGCCAUGCGGGAGCAGGAGAUGAACCGUGUCAAGCGGCUGGCCCGCGGCGUUGUCGAGCAGCGCACAGAGGUGGAGCGCUUCUUCCAGGAUGCACUGGCACAGGUGAAGCGCGAGAUCCAGGCCAGCAGGGCGCAGCAGAGGCAGGCUGAUCAGCAGAUGUACCUGCGGCAGAUCGCCGCAGCACGGGCCGGUCACCGGGAAUACCCCCCCAUCCGCAGCUUCGGCAAGAACCAGCACAGCACCAACUGCGUCUACGGUGACCUGGAGGAAGCCGAGAAGUGGGCACAUCUGCACGGUACCAAGGUGGACAUCUCUGAACUGACCUGGGAACAGAAGGAGCAAGUGCUAAGGCUGCUCUUCGCUAAAAUGAACGGCCUCAAAACAAGUAAACCCACCCAACCUCCAGCCUUGUCCGAGUCUUCUGAAAGGAACCAUAAUCGCAGCAGUCCAACAGGGGUUAUGGAGGAACCAUCCCAUGGGACUUUCAUCACCCAGGCACCAGUGUCCAGCCAAGUGUCUGAGCCCAGAGGGUUGCCUGACAUCAAGACCAUGUGA
This is a messenger RNA of Megalops cyprinoides (Indo-Pacific tarpon), 1614 nucleotides long. Its product is annotated as basal body-orientation factor 1-like. Lineage: Eukaryota; Metazoa; Chordata; Actinopteri; Elopiformes; Megalopidae. Bases 46 to 1614 code for a protein of 522 amino acids. The record is from RefSeq and is a predicted model, not a curated record. The transcript has 11 exons.